Pipistrellus kuhlii (Kuhl's pipistrelle) is the source of this 2024-nucleotide messenger RNA. RefSeq names its product serine hydroxymethyltransferase 2 (gene SHMT2). The record is from RefSeq and is a predicted model, not a curated record. NCBI's taxonomy places the organism in Eukaryota, Metazoa, Chordata, Mammalia, Chiroptera, Vespertilionidae. The transcript is spliced from 12 exons. Gene Ontology annotation, biological process: response to type I interferon; regulation of oxidative phosphorylation; folic acid metabolic process. Gene Ontology annotation, cellular component: cytosol; BRISC complex; mitochondrial inner membrane. Gene Ontology annotation, molecular function: mRNA regulatory element binding translation repressor activity; protein homodimerization activity; pyridoxal phosphate binding. The coding region runs from base 102 to 1616 and encodes 504 amino acids.
GACCGCUGUUCUCACGCAUGCGCUCUCGGGUCAGUCUUUUCGGACCCCUUGCUUCUCCGCGCUAGAGUCGGUGUCUUGACCUCCGGCGACUUCGGGUUGCGAUGCUGUCUUUCUCUUUGCUCUGGGCCACUCGGCCUCUGUGGAGACACGGUCAGCUGGCCAGCAUGGCCAUGCGGUGCCGGCACAGUGAAGCAGCCCAGACCCAGACUGGAGAAGCAAGCAGGGGCUGGACAGGCCAGGACAGUCUGUCAGACAGUGACCCUGAGAUGUGGGAGCUGCUGCAGAGGGAGAAGGACAGGCAGUGUCGUGGCCUGGAGCUCAUUGCCUCAGAGAACUUCUGCAGCCGAGCUGCGCUGGAAGCCCUGGGGUCCUGUCUGAACAACAAGUACUCGGAGGGUUAUCCUGGCAAGAGAUACUAUGGGGGAGCACAGAUAGUGGAUGAAAUCGAGCUGCUGUGUCAGCGCCGGGCCUUGGAGGCCUUUGACCUGGAUCCUGCAAAGUGGGGAGUCAAUGUCCAACCUUAUUCGGGGUCCCCAGCCAAUCUGGCUGUCUACACAGCCCUUCUGCAACCUCACGACCGGAUCAUGGGGCUGGACCUGCCGGACGGUGGCCAUCUCACCCACGGCUACAUGUCUGAUGUCAAGCGGAUCUCAGCCACAUCCAUCUUCUUUGAGUCCAUGCCCUAUAAGCUGAAUCCCCAAACCGGCCUCAUUGACUACGACCAGCUGGCAGUCACUGCUCGACUCUUCCGGCCCCGGCUCAUCAUUGCUGGUACCAGUGCCUAUGCCCGCCUCAUUGACUACGCCCGCAUGCGGGAGGUGUGUGAUGAGGUCAAGGCGCACCUGAUGGCAGACAUGGCCCACAUCAGUGGCCUGGUGGCCGCCAAGGUGAUCCCCUCACCUUUCGAGCAUGCGGAUGUCGUCACCACGACCACUCACAAGACCCUUCGAGGGGCCAGGUCAGGACUCAUCUUCUACCGGAAGGGGGUGCAGUCUGUGGACCCCAAGACUGGCCGGGAGAUCCCUUAUAAGUUUGAGGACCGGAUCAACUUUGCUGUGUUCCCGUCCCUGCAGGGGGGCCCCCACAACCAUGCCAUUGCUGCCGUGGCCGUGGCCCUGAAGCAGGCCUGCAGCCCCAUGUUCCGGGAGUACUCCCUGCAGGUUCUGAAGAAUGCUCGGGCCAUGGCGGACGCCCUGCUAGAGCGAGGCUAUUCGCUGGUGUCCGGUGGCACCGACAACCACCUGGUGCUGGUGGACCUGCGGCCCAAGGGCCUGGAUGGGGCGCGGGCGGAGCGGGUGCUGGAGCUCGUGUCCAUCACAGCCAACAAGAACACCUGUCCUGGGGACCGGAGUGCCAUCACGCCCGGGGGCCUCCGGCUCGGGGCACCGGCCUUGACCUCUCGGCAGUUUCGAGAGGAUGACUUCCGGAGGGUUGUGGCGUUUAUAGAUGAAGGGGUCAAGGUUGGCUUGGAUGUGAAGAGCAAGACCACCAAACUGCAGGACUUCAAAUCCUUCCUGCUCAGUGACCCAGAAACUAGGCAACGGCUGGAUGACCUCAGGCAGCGGGUGGAGCAGUUUGCCCGGGCUUUCCCCAUGCCCGGCUUCGAUGAGCACUGAAGGCACCGAGGCGAUGAGGCUCAGAGACUGAAAUCAUUCUCCUUCCCUCACCUGCACCAGCGGAGGGGUCAGCCCUCUCCCAGCUUUUUGCCGGUGGAGAGAAGGCCUCUCACUUGGGGGAAGAGCCAAAUGCAGUUCCCUUCGCAGCAUUUGUAGCGGACAUUCCUUUUUGUAAAAAAACUUAGGAGGAGGCCGGAGGGCUCUCUGCCCUGCGGGCUCCCCUCAUCUCAGUGUUACGGCCUCCCCGGCCUCCCCGUUCUUUCUCGGGGACAGGGGGUCACCCUCGUGAGCCAGAGGAAGGGGUGGGUAGACGCCCCCCUUUCUGUUUUUAUCUAAUAAAAUGCUAGCCUGACCCGAGCGCCUAUUACUGCGGGAGCCGUCCCCUGGGCCAGGCGGUGAUUUGUCUCC